AUGUCGGGAUUUUCGUGUAAAGUUUUCCUGACGACAGUUAUUCAUGACAGCCUUCCCGGUAGCGUUCGCGGGUGUGCUGAUGAGUGCCUGGCGGCCGGGUCCAGUAUCAUUGACCACGAGUCUGAAUCGGAUGCAAUACGCCCACUUGCUAAGGAACUCACCCGUCACCUCGAUUCACUUCGCGACCUUUUAAAGGACCAGUCUCUCCGGGAUCCGCUCAUUUACACAGAUGCGAUCAAGGAGAGUUUGUUGAAAUUCGAUCACUUGUUUGCUGCUUUUGAAUUCCAAUAUGUCUCGGCCAUGGUGCCAGUAAAAUCGGUGAGGGAGCAUGACGCUCAGUUAGAUGUAGCUGUAUUAUUUUCUGAGGUUCUCGAGCGUGCACUGAGAGAACACCUAAUAACCAAGGAACAAAUAGACUCGUUUGAUCCUAUCGUCAUGAUAUGUAUUCCAAGGCUGGCGAUUGUAUGGGGCCUUAUUUAUUACCCUGAAGGUGCACUUAAUGUCGAUGGUCCUCAAGAAAACAUGUCCGAAAUGUUCCGUCCUUACUAUAGCUUGCUUAACAAAAUUCGAAACCUGUUGCUGGCUCUCAAACCACAUGAACUUCUGAAGGUAGAGAAAGAUCCUAUGUACUGGUGA
Ostertagia ostertagi is the source of this 636-nucleotide messenger RNA. The record is from the annotation of a GenBank genome assembly. NCBI's taxonomy places the organism in Eukaryota, Metazoa, Nematoda, Chromadorea, Rhabditida, Trichostrongylidae.